Molecule: messenger RNA, 1807 nt
Organism: Quercus robur (English oak)
Lineage: Eukaryota; Viridiplantae; Streptophyta; Magnoliopsida; Fagales; Fagaceae
Exons: 13
Coding region: 97-1620 (507 amino acids)
Biological process (GO): nucleotide transport
Cellular component (GO): membrane
Molecular function (GO): ATP:ADP antiporter activity
Source: RefSeq, a predicted model, not a curated record
CUGCUCUGAGUCCUUUGACCAUGGAGCUGGAGUAAAUGUUCAAUAAAACUCACAAAGUUCCUCCGUUAUUGUCUUUUACAGCGACAACCAAACACGAUGAACAUGAUAAGCAGGCCCCGCUUAGAUGCGAUCCUCUCCAUAUUCGUUACAGUGCACCCUCACGAGACUUCCAUAUUGCUCCACUCCUCCUCUUGCUUCUUCUUCAUCUUGAGCGCCUACUUCGUGGUGCUUCCUUUGCGUGAUGAUGGUGCAAUCUCAUUGGGCAUAUCAAACCUGCCGGGUCUCUUUGUGGGGUCCUUGGUGCUUACUUUGAUUGCUGCUCCUCUUUCCACUUUCAUUUUCUCUUUGCCUAGUCUUUCCAAAGGCAAGGCAUUGGUUUUGAUACACAGGUUUUUUAGCAUAUCACUUGUUUUAUUCUUCAUUCUAUGGCUUUCCUCAUCGGCUGGAUAUUCAUUAUCCAAAUUAAAGGGAUCAGUGGCUACAUCCUCUACUUCAAAAGAGGAACAAAAGGUUGAUGCUAAUUCUACAUACUCUGUACAAUGGGAUAACCAUGGAUGGUUUUAUAUUUUAGUGAGAGUUGCAUUCUUCCUUUGGGUUGCUCUGCUUAAUCUAAUAACAAUUUCUUCAACUUGGGCAAGAGUGAUUGAUGUCAUGGACAGCGAGUCAGGUUCAAGAUUGUUUGGGUUCAUUGGUGCCGGUGCCACACUUGGCCAGCUUUUUGGGUCAUUGUUUGCCACCGGAAUGGCUUGGUUGGGGCCAUUUCUACUCCUAUUUGCUGCUUUGCUAAUGGAAUUUGCUGCACAGUCAUCAAAAGGGAUAAACAAGGAUGUAUCCCAUAAUUCCCAUCUUCCUGAGGAAUUAACUCCCAUCAGGGAAGCUGAUCUUGAUCAACAAAACGAGGUUCAUGGUGAUCGGCAGACUGCACAACCUCUCAGAAAUUCUUCUCCUAAGUUUCCGAGUUCCAUGGCAAAGCCUCAGCUUUGGACCAUCUUAGAUGGACUCCGGCUCAUAUUGUCUUCAACUUAUUUGUUGUACGUGUCUUUGUUCCUGUGGCUUAGUGCAGUUGUCUCUUCAUUCUUCUAUUUCCAAAAAGCGAGCGUAAUCGCUGCAACUAUUACUAGCUCUGUUGAGAGAAGAAGAUUGUUUGCCCAGAUAAAUAGUUUCAUUGCUGCUUUUAUUCUUGCCGGACAACUUACCUUGACGGGGCGCGUUCUUACUGUUGCUGGGGUUACUAUAGCUCUUUGCUCUGCUCCUUUUGUUUCAUUCUUAAAUUUGAUUGCUAUUGCCAUUUGGCCAACUUGGGUAGCCAUUGCUGUGUCUGAGACCUUGCGAAAGGUUGUUACUUAUGUUGUGACCAGGCCUGGAAGAGAACUCCUAUUUACAGUUGUCUCUCAGGAUGAGAAAUACAAAGCAAAGGUGUGUAUAGAUGUAGUUGUUCAAAGACUUGGAGAUGCUACCGCUGCAGGGAUGUACAAGCUACUUUCUAGCACUCUCAAUGGGAGAACGUCAACUGUCUCAAUAUAUGCCUUACCUGUGUGCUUAUUGUGGAUAGUCACUGCAUUCCAUUUAGGACGCCGUCAAGCACAGCUUUCAAAGCUACAAACUUCCCCCACUUCCUAAAAUGUUGUAAAAUUUUAAUGUACAUUAGUUGCAGGAUAUAGGAUACAAAUAUAAAAUUUUAAAGUUUUGAAAUGUUCUACAAGCAGAUUCAUAGAUGUACACUUUUUUUCUUUCAUUUCUUUUCACUGGAAAUAAUGAUGGUUAUUAAUUCAUCAAUGAUCUGGCACAAAAAGGCCAAUUGUACUAA